Caenorhabditis sp. 36 PRJEB53466 is the source of this 965-nucleotide messenger RNA. The record is from the annotation of a GenBank genome assembly. Lineage: Eukaryota; Metazoa; Nematoda; Chromadorea; Rhabditida; Rhabditidae.
AUGGACAUGUCCCAUGUCCUCGUCAUCGCUCCGCUCGUCGUCUUUGCUCUUUUCUUCCUCACCGUCCUCCUCCUACGCUCCUUUUUCAUUAUGAGGUGAGUGAUUCGACAUUUGUACAUGGUUAGUUUAGCAGAAAUGAAGUGGGAAGACAGAUUGCUGAAAUCAGAACCAAAUAGUAGUGUAAAUAGGUAUGACGAUGGCUGAUAUUUGUGAAAACACCAAAACACGAGACGUUCUUCUAAAAUUUGUGUUUUAGUUAUACUAAACAUUUUAAAAUACCGUAUUAAAAGGGUACCCUGAAAUUUCAUGCAACACCGAAGGAAUUCGGGACCACCCCCGUCCCGAACUUUUUGGAUAAGACGAUUCUUUUCUUGGAAUGAGUGGAAUUGCUUGAAAACUAACGCUUGCUUGGGAACGGCUUCUUAUAGAGAACUGUGAAAAUCUCUUGUAUUUCAGCAAAGAAGAACAACGCCGAGAUCGAUUACGGAGGGGCUGUCCGGCUGGAGGCAACAGCAGGGAGACGGCCCUUGAGAUCUCGUGCCACAAUCACUGCAAUGCUCACUCGCAGAACACUUCGAAUCCGAGCCCGCCGAGCUACUACGCCGAAGUGAUGGCCACGAGCUCGUCGGCGCUCUAUCCCGUCUACGUGCCUCCGUACGCCGCUCCACUCAUGUCUCUCCGUGAUCCACGACAGUUUAAUGUAAGUCUCUGAACUACAAAUAACAGCAUUUGAGAUCAUCCACUUCAGGGACUUCCCGGAUUGGCGGCCCCGCCCCCUUAUCCUCCGCCGCCUAGCUACAAUCAAAUUAGCAGUUUUCCCGAACUGCCAAGUGGUAAGAGACUUUAGGCGUCUCGAAAAUUCGAAAUUAACCCCGAUUUCAGCGCCCCAUGCAAUUGUCGAUGUUGCUCAACAGCCGAGAAUAACGAAAAAGCGGUUGGAAGUGAUGACGCCGGUGGAGGGCUGA